Leucoraja erinaceus (little skate) is the source of this 6577-nucleotide messenger RNA. It is a transcript of the gene ttpal, whose product is annotated as tocopherol (alpha) transfer protein-like. Bases 639 to 1691 code for a protein of 350 amino acids. The record is from RefSeq and is a predicted model, not a curated record. The transcript has 5 exons. Lineage: Eukaryota; Metazoa; Chordata; Chondrichthyes; Rajiformes; Rajidae. Gene Ontology annotation, cellular component: membrane. Gene Ontology annotation, molecular function: phosphatidylinositol bisphosphate binding.
UGCUCGUUGUCACUGAAAUAACACUGAAGAAGGGGUCUCGACCCGAAAUGUCACCCGUUCCUUCCCUCCAGAGAUGCUGCCUGUCCCACUGAGUUACUCCAGCAUUUUGUGUCUAUCUUCGAAAUAACACCCACCAUGUCAUUUACACCCUCUGCCCUGUAAUAACUCCACUUGUAAACCGGUUAUCGCUUCAUCUUGCAUUCGCUCACUAUCUGACCCUCAUCGGCCAGAAUAUCGCUCGGGAAAAAAACCCUGCCUUUUUGGCGUGUGCUUCCUGUAACAUUGUCGCCUGAUGUUAACGGGCGGCCAGUCACAGAAAUGCGAGGCCUUGAGAAACAAACUCACUGGUUGGUAACCUGCACGUACUGCCAUUUCCUUGUGUUCCUGCUCCCCCUCCUGUUCUCAAUCGUUCUGCAUUGUACUUCCAGUUAGCCCAAAUGUGCAGAAAUAUUUCAAAAGGUAGACGCAAAACGCUGGGGGGUAACUAACUCCGCGUUCUGCAACGUUGUCAUCUAGUAUCUUUGGUUGUCAUUUCUUCACCCGCACCAGGAAGUCUGGUAGACCGUGAUGUUUAAACGGUAGAUUCCGCUCGGAGGGGAGAAAAAAAAUAUUGAACAGAAAUAAAGACGCAUUAUACCAUGGAGGUCGAUCCUAACAAGUCACCAAAGGCAGGAGAGAACGCCUCCUGCAAUGGGGAUGCCUCUGCAUUGCCGACAGAUCUUCAGCUACAAGCUCCCCCCAAGCCCCCGCCGUACGUUUGCACGUUGAGUCCACAGCUGAUCGCCAAGGCACAAGAAGAACUUCAGGAGAAACCCGAGUGGAGACUUCGCGAUGCACAAGCCCUGAGAGACAUGAUUUUGAAGGAGGCUCCGAACUUGAAGACCCGCUUGGACGAUGCCUUCUUGCUGCGGUUUCUCAGAGCUCGCAAGUUUGAUUACGACAGGGCACUGAAGCUUUUAUUGAAUUACCAUGCCAGCCAGAAGACCUGGCCAGAGGUGUUCUCGAACUUGAGGCCAUCUGCAAUAAAACGUGUGCUGGAUUCCGGAUUUCUUACUAUGCUGCCUCGCCCUGAUCCACUCGGACGAUAUAUCUUAGUCAUUCGACCAGGAAGAUGGAAAAUUUCCGAUUAUCCCAUCACUGAAAACAUCCGUGCCAUUUACAUAACAUUAGAGAAGCUUGUUCAGUCAGAAGAGAACCAGGUGAAUGGAAUAGUCAUUCUUGCAGACUACGGUGGAGUUGCCUUGUCCCAGGCUGCUCAGCUUGGUCCCUUUAUGGCCAAAAAGGUCAUUGGAAUUCUUCAGGAUGGAUUUCCAAUGAGGAUAAAAACUGUCAACAUCAUCAAUGAGCCCAUUAUCUUCAAGGGGAUUUUUGCCAUCAUAAAGCCGUUUCUAAAGGAGAAAAUGACGGAGAGGUUUGUUCUUCACGGGUCAGACCUGAGCUCCCUUCACAAGGAUAUUCCACCGAGCAUCCUUCCUCAGGAGUAUGGCGGUACAAUGGGAAAGCUCAACACCACUGCCUGGGCCGAGUCACUGCUGGCAUUUGAGGAGGAAUUUGUGGCCGAAUUCUGUCAGACAUGCUCACCAACGGAUAAUGCACAUGCUCAGUAUGCGGACGGGCCGACUGAACAAUCAGGCCAACAGUGCGAAGAUUCCUUCAGGGGAGUGAGGUCGCAGUUGUAUUAUUGCUAUUAACAGGACUGAUUGGUACUUUCCCUAAAAGAUUGUCUUUUUUUCUUUUUCGUGGUGGAGUAUUUAUCCAAGUUUAGCUGCCUGACCACAGGGCGGCCACAAUGGGGGGCAGCUGCUAGAGAGGAGGGGCUGCCGCCAAGUCCAGUGGCGGGCAGUAGAUGGGAACGUUCGGUGAACUUCUGUAACUUUGUCGGUGCCAAAGCGUGGGGACAUUUGUGUACUGCCUGUGUGUGGGGUCUGCUACAUGAUUUUACCGGGUUGUCUACAAAACAAAGCGUUUCACUGCGCCUAGGUAUACGUGGCAACAAUGUAUCAUUGCGUUGAAUCAUUGAGUGGGUGAGAAAGUGGGACAACAUUGAACUAGUGUGAACUGUGACCGGUGGUCGGUAUGGGCUCGGUGGGCUGAAGGGCCUGUUUCCGUGCCGUGUCUCUCUAAUCUCUAAAGGGCAGCACGGUGGCGCAGCAGCAGAGUUCCUGCCUUACAGCGCUUGCAGUGCCAGAGACCCGGGUUCGAUCCCCACUAAGGGGGGGGGCUGACUGUAUGGAGUUUGUACACGCCCACCGUGACUGCGUGGGUCUUCUCCGAGAUCUUCGGUUUCCUCCCACCCACCAAAGAUGUACAGGUUUGUAGGUUAAUUGGCUUGGUAUAAUAGACAAUAGGUGCAGGGGGAGGCCAUUCAGCCCUUCGAGCCAGCACCACCAUUCAAUGUGAUCAUGGCUGAUUAACCCCCAAUCAGUACCCCGUUCCUGCCUUCUCCCCAUAUCCCCUGACUCUGCUAUCUUUAAGAGCCCUAUCUAGCUCUCUCUUGAAAGUAUCCAGAGAACUUGCCUCCACUGCCCUCCGAGGCAGACUCACAACAUAUAAGUGUAAAUUGUCCCUAGGGUGUGUAAGAUAGUGUUAAUGUGCGGGGAUCACUGGUCGGUGCGGACUCGUGUGUGUUUCUGUGCUGUAUCUCAAAACUAAACUUAACUAACCUCCAAACUUAGAACAAGUAAUUGUUUCAGACAUUGAAGAGACUCUAUUUAUUAUCUUCAGUUUCUCACAUACAGUAUUGUUCAGAGGAAGUAAGGACAUUGAAGUUACUGCAGGUGAGUGAAAAUUAUAAACAGCCUAGUCCUCUACAGAUUCUCUCAUGUUUGUGGCAGUUUUUAAUGACCAGUGUAUACAAAGCCUUUCGCUGCUGGGCUGUGCAAACAUGUGUGGAAUUUUACAAUCCUUGUCCAUCUUUUGCCAUCAUUUAUCAGAGACUCACAGCCAAAAAGGCAGAUGGCUGGUCUCUGUCAGAGCCACCUGAUCCUAAAUCCCAUUUUCUACGUUUACUAUUGUCAUGGGUACUGAGGUACAGUGAAAAGCUUUGCUUUGCAUGCUAUCCAUUCAAAUCAAAUACUAUUCUUUCUUAUUCCAUAACAUCAGGCACUGCACAAGUGCAUUCUCUCCAAAGGGAAAUGUUGAAUUUAGAAGCUGGAUAUUUCACCAUGGUGGAUCGUGUAAGAUCUAAUUUUUAACUUUAUGGUAACUUCAAGCACCAUAUCCUUCAAUACAAUACUCAGAUAUUUCCAUCAUCCAGUUUUUUUUCAACAACCAAAAUCUCUUAUUGUUAAGUGUUACAGGGAAGGGAUAGAAUCAAAGAAAAUAUUAGUAUUCAAAGAUAGACACCAAAUGGUGGAUUAACUCAGGCAGCAUCUCUGGCGAACAUGGAUAGGCAACGUUUUGGGUUGCGACCCUUCUUCAGACUGGGGGGAAUUUAUUUUGAUUGAGGAAGGGUCCCGACCCGAAACAUCACCUGUCCAUGUUCCCCAGAUAUGCUGCCUGACCUGCUGAGUUACUCCAGCAUUCGUGUCUUUCUUUGGUACACCAGCAUCUGCAGUUCUUGUUAUAACAUUAGUAUUCAAAGCAUUUACUCAGUAAUUAUAAACUAUAAUGUUACAUUGUUGCUCUGGGCUUUAAUGAUGUGGUGGGAAGUACAGUAUUUAUUAAUAAUUGUCUACCUGAGAUAUACUGUAAAUGUACAACAUUUAACAGCAGUUACUAUAUUCAAACAGUAAUAGAGCAAGAAUUUUUAAUUAUUUCCAAAGACACAAAAUAUUUUCUACGGAAAAAAAUGCAAUAAUUGAAAAUGUAGAUCCUUAUCUUUACUCCCUAUGAUCAGAAGUGAUCCUUUCAAGAUAAGACUAAAAACAAAAGUUCAGUAGCAUGUAACUUUCUUUCAUUUGCGUUACAGUCAGUUGUGCUCCAGGUAGAUCAAUAAGAAAACUUGCUCCUAGAUUUCUCAGAAAUUGAGGAAAUAUUAUCAAUAUAACCAAUGAAGUUCUGAUCUAACUAUCUCCUCCAUCUGUAUCCAGCAGAACAAUAUAUUUAGGAUUGCUCAAGGCAGCCCUGGAGUAUCACAGUUUAGUUUAUUAUUUCUGCACAAGUAUAGUGUAAUGAAAAUCGUGCUUGCAUCAGCAUCAAAGAGUAAGGAAAUCAAACACCUACAUAAAUUAUACACAAAUUCUACCAGACAGUGAGAUAAAUAUUGUGUACAGAAAGCUAGGCAUUAGUGCAAAAAUACAAAAUUGGAAAACAAGUCCAAAGUAGUGCAACAAGUGGGCCAUAAUGGUCGAUUGCUAAUGUAAGAUCGGGUUUGUGGAGGUGGUUCAGUAUUCUGUCACAUGCCAAAUCUCUUUAAACCUCUAAGAAAGUCAGUAAUAUAUAGAAUCAGCAGGUGGACACAAAAUGCUGGAGUAACUCAGCAGGACAGGCCACAUCUCUGGAGAGAAGGAAUGGGUGAUGUUUCAGGUUGAGACCCUUCUUCAGAAUCAGUGGUAUCAUUAAACAAAAACAACCCAACUUUAUUGGCGAGAAGGUUUUUCUUGUUGUCUAUCUAUUCAUUCAUUACAUGAUCAUUUAACAAAAGCAGUUAAUUUACCCCAAGUUUUCAGAAGUAUAAUUAACUUUUUUAGACCAAAGAAAAUGCCUAAUGUGUAAUUGGCAGAUUAUAUAACAAGUGUGAAUAUAAUGGCUUAGUCAGCUUUUGUCAUUAUAUAUUUUAUUAAUAUGUUGGCACUCAAGUAGGAAGGGUAUAAACUGGAUCAAAUUGUCACCUUUAUUAAUCUCCCUCAUGAUUAAAUAGAACAACUGCCGAAAGAAAUUAAUUGGAUGAAAGAUGCCCAUCUGUAAUUCCAUUACAAAUGGCCAAAUACACAAGAUGGACACAAAAUGCUGGAGUAACCCAGCGGGACAAGCAGCAUCUUUGGAUAGAAGGAAUGGGUGACGUUUCAGGUCGAGACCCUUCUUCAGACUGCUGACAGUGAUGCUGUCUGGCUCACUGAGUUUUGUAUCUUUCAAAGGGAAACCAGCAUCUGCUGUUCCUUGUUUCUAGAUAUUCAGUGGCUUGUCUCUGACAGGAAAACUUAAGGCAAUGUACUAUAUUUUCUGAAAGUUCCAUUAACUACAUUUGGUUUACCAUUUCUCAUUCUGUUUAAUAGUUAAUUUUAUACUUCCGUCUAAUAGAUGUGCGAAUGAAACUUCAAUGGUUCUUUAUUGCCACAUAUCCAUAGCAGUGAAAUUAUUUUGCAUGGGGUUUUAUUUUAAAAUGUGGGGUCUAAAUUGUGCCUGACCUGUUUAAUUUUGUAUUCUAGAAUCUCACUAUAUUUUACAUAUAAAUCCAGAGUUGAGAAGAUUUUAACAAAGAGAUGGAAACUGACAUAAUAUGAUGUUGUACAAAUUGUUGCUGAAGUUAGUUUUGUUCAAUGCUUACACUCAAAUUAUCAUUGGUGGCUUUCAGUGAGUAAAAGAGCUACCAAAGAAAGGUUGUCAAGAAAACAGGAAAACCUUAGGGAGUCUGGACCUUGGGAGACCACAACCUUCCCGUGGAGCUCAAUGAAGCUCUGUUUAUCCACCAUAGCACCUAAUGACUUAUUUCAGUUGGCAGAAAAAAUAUGGCACUGAUCCCUUCCAAAUUAAGUACACGUCAUAUCCCAAAGACAUAUUAGGGCUCUACUUGACUUGGGGGCAGGUACAGAUCAUGAAUUUAAGUAGAUAAAUUCUCUGCAUACAGAAUUCUGGUGGAUGAAAGUGGAAAUAUCAGAGAAGUGCCAAGUUAGUGAGUCAGUAGGCACCUGUUUCUACGAUUUCUUGUGAGCAGUCAGGUCUUUGAUAUCAUAAAUCUUUAAUAUAUAUUAGACCAUCAUAAUUCUCGUGCCAAACUAAAGAAUUAUUCUAUUAUUGUAGAUCUAAUCCGGAAGAGAAAGUUACAUUUUAUAUCUGUAUUAAAAAAAAAUAUUUUGCAGAUAUCAGCAUGGCAUAUUGUUUUUACAAUAUGCAACUGUGUAAUUCCAUCUAGAAGGUUUGAAAAUUGUUUGUUUAGUUAAAUAUGGAGUUAUGUUAAAAUUGUGGCAAUUUCAGUUUGACGUGAUUCCAUCUGUGGCUCCAGAAACUGUUCCGAGUUUUCUAGGGUGGGAAAAUCAGAUUGGAUUCCAACUUUCUUUCCAACUGCUGGUGUUAGAAAUGUGUAGGUGAUGUUGAGCAGAGGCAGCAUUAAACCUGGCUCUUAUUCCUUCCUACACCAGUCUGUCAAAAGCAUUCACAUAAAUAAAGGGUGAUCAAAUCCAUAUCCUCAGAAAGAUUCAACAACUUUCCAGGGAAAAAAAUUGGAGGUGAAAUAUUUUAAUAAUCUAAUGUUUUAUACUGUCUUUUUUGUACAGAAAUUAUUUAGAAAAGCGUGUGAAGUCUUUUUUUUCUUGGGUAAGCAAUUCAUUUUGUUUUGGGUCAUGAUCAAUCAAAAUAUUUUAAACAGGUCCAAACAGAAACUUGUUGCCCAAUACUAUUGGGGCAUUUCCAAACUGUAUGUUACAAGAAUAUUACACAGUAUGUUAAAACUGUCAAUAAAAUUAUUCUUCAAUCUCAA